Molecule: messenger RNA, 2022 nt
Organism: Leishmania braziliensis MHOM/BR/75/M2904
Lineage: Eukaryota; Euglenozoa; Kinetoplastea; Trypanosomatida; Trypanosomatidae
Exons: 1
Coding region: 1-2022 (673 amino acids)
Biological process (GO): metal ion transport; transmembrane transport
Cellular component (GO): membrane
Molecular function (GO): metal ion transmembrane transporter activity
Source: RefSeq, a predicted model, not a curated record
AUGUCUGCUUCGCACCAACGCAACGGCGGCACCUCCGUGUCAGAGGUUGAAAUGACGCAGAGGAACUCCGCAACGAUGAAAAGCCAGUCCUCUCCGCUACUCCGCGGUGGCGAUUCGACCGCCACUACCACGAUGUCGGCUGUGGGGGGCGGCAGUGCUGGCAAGAAUACUGAUGGCAUCCGCAUCCGCGUGCGGUACCUCGUUGAAGGCGUGACUGACGCGGCCUGGCGCCUUGUACCGAACGUCGCGACGCUGAAGCAGAUGGUGUGUGAACAGGAUCAGUACUUUGCCUUGCCACCCUCGCCAACGGGUGGCGGCGAUCAUUUUGCAAAGCUCCCAUUGCGACCCCCUGCGCGCACGCCAGCAACUACGAAUGCUUCACCCACGGUUCCCUCUGAGCCCACCGCUGACAAGACACACGGGCCAUUCGCCUUUCCAGCGAUCCGGCUGUCUCCUACCUCUACUCCCAACAGCGACGCUUGCCCGGCGUGGGUCAGCAUUAAGGCUGCCACAGAGGAAGAGUUGGCGGAGGUUCUGGAGAGCCUGCCCGUGCAUGUGCUCACACGACGCCGCAUCAUCUCAGUGCUCUGCACCGAUGAGGAUGCUGAGGGGCUCAUGGAGCUUGGGAACAGCGAGUCGAGCAGCGACGAGGAGGAUACAGAGUCUUCUUCGGACGGAGGGCGUGAAAAGGACGGCCGUGCCAGACGCUACACAGCGGUGCGUGACAACUUCUUCGAGUACUUCCCCGCACACGGCUACGCCGUGCUGUGUCUGCAGGCAGUGGGGCUGCAGAGGAUGGAGAGUACGAGAUGCGGCGCCAUCCAGCAUGAUGGGAUGAACCGACGUGGCGCCCAGCUGCCGUGCACACCAGUGGUGGCAUUGGCCUUUGAGUCGGCGCUCUUCACCUUCAGUGCGAGCCACUUUGGCGGAGAAGGAGACGUGGAGCUCAUCGUGGCCAACCACGCAUGGGUCAGCGAAUCUACAAGAGGCACCGGUGGAACUGGCGUGUGGGGACUUCACUCGGCAGCGUCGCAUCUGUCAACUGUCGGUGGCCUCAAGGGGGCUGAGUCACGCAAAACCGAAACAGGCGACACCCCUUCCGUCGAGUGGGAGCGCCAGUGCGACACAAGCCUUCCUCUCGACGAUGCGGGCAGCUUAUUCAAGGAUCAGGUCAACGGAGCCACACCUGACGCGCCUCGUGGCUCAGCCGCUGGUCGAGGGGUAGAACGAGCACCGCUCACAUACCCCGCCGUUGCUGCUGUAGGUGCUGCGCCACCGCCGUUAUCGGCACGGCAGAUGAGAGAGACCCAGCAGGCCAUGGCCCCCUUCGGCUCCCCUAGCGACCCGACAUCGCCGAACUACCGUGUAACCACAGCCAUUUCCGUCGUAUGCAGCUCGCUCGUGUCCGCCAUUAUCGCCUACCUCCAGAAAUCUGUCCGUGUGCUGCUCAUUGAAGCGGAUCAACUCGAUGAGCUUGUGCUUCAAAUUCUGCCUUCGCGUGUUGACCAGGAUGACAUGCUGGUGCGCAUCAAGAGCCUGCGCCACCUCAUCGCUCUCUUUCACAUCGACGCUUUGCAGAAGGAGCGGGUGUUGAAGGAGCUGCUGUUGCCGGCAAUGCGCCGGACACCGCUUUCGAGAUCCACGCCGGCAGUGGAGCGCUACCAACGCUUGCUCUCAUCCAUUCGCAGCACGAUCCUCAAACUCCGCAAGAGUCGCGACAUCGUCAACAGAGCGAGCAUGACCCUCAUCAGCGGUGUGUCAGCACGCCUCUUGUCGCACUGCCACUUUAUGGACUACCUGAACCACGUGCAGACUCAAAUUACUGUCAUAGUGAUGCCGGUCACCAUCAUACCAAAUUUGUUCGCCAUGAACGUACGAGUACCCUUCACUGACGCAGAGACGACGACACCCUUCUUCUGCAUCGUGAUCAUUACGCUGAUGCUCUUGUUGGCUGGUGUUUCGCCGAUCUUGUACAAGUUCUUGAUGUAUAAGACGCCAGGUGCGCUUGCCACGAUGGAGUAG